Hibiscus syriacus is the source of this 1411-nucleotide messenger RNA. RefSeq names its product chaperone protein dnaJ 10-like. The transcript has 9 exons. NCBI's taxonomy places the organism in Eukaryota, Viridiplantae, Streptophyta, Magnoliopsida, Malvales, Malvaceae. The record is from RefSeq and is a predicted model, not a curated record. Bases 150 to 1118 code for a protein of 322 amino acids.
UCCUCAAGAUUUUGGUACAGAGGGAUUUUCCGUUGUUUAUCCGUCCAUUACAACACGGACACACGAAGCAAUGAAGUUUCCGACAGCAUGGGAUAGCCGAUGAACACCCAGACAUCUCCACUCACUGCCAAGAUAAUAUUAUAACAAAGAUGAAGGAUACCUCAUAUUACGAUGUAUUGGGUGUCAAUGUUGAUGCAUCCGCUGCUGAAGUCAAGAAGGCUUAUUACCGAAAAGCUAGGCAAGUUCACCCCGAUAAAAACCCCGGGGAUCCAAAAGCUGACGAGAAAUUUCAUGAACUCUCUGAGGCGUACCAGGUUCUAAGUGAUCCUUCAAAACGGGAACUAUAUGACAAACAUGGAAAGGCAGGACUCCAACAAGGCUCCAUGAUGGAUCCUGCAGCCGUGUUCGGGAUGGCUUUCGGAAGCGAAUACUUCGAUGAAUAUGUUGGACAACUGCAAAUGGCUACUUUGGCAUCUGUUGAACUUGAAGAUACUUCACUAGACAGGGAAGCUCGCUUGCAAAGGCUUAAGGAAAUGCUUGCGACAUUGCAGAAAGAAAGGGAAGAAAGGCUUAUCAAAACUCUGAAAACCAGGAUCCAGCCGUACGUUGAUGGUUAUGCCACCGAGUUCAUUGAUUGGGCAAAUUCCGAAGCACAGAGACUUUUGAAAGCUGCAUUUGGUGAGCAAAUGCUACAGACUAUAGGAUAUGUUUACACGAGGAAAGGUGCGAGCGAACUCGGCAAAGAAACGUAUAUGAUGGUACCCUUUUUUACCGAAUGGGUGCGCGAUAAAGGUCACCGUAUGAUAUCACAAGUAAUUGCAGCCUCAGGUGCUGUUAAUUUAAUCCAGAUACAAGAAGAGCUGAAGAAAGCGACACAAGGAGAACAAUCAGAAGAAAACUUGAUGAAAACCUUUGAAGAUAGAAAGGACGCCAUGCUUCAAUCCCUUUGGAAGAUCAAUGUAGUUGAUAUUGAAACAACCUUAUCUAAUGUUUGCUUAGCAGUACUUGAAGACCCUGAUGUACCUAAGGAAGUUCAGGUUUUACGAGCCAAAGGAUUGAAAACGCUUGGAUCAAUUUUUGAAGUACGAAAUACUCAAGAGUCUUGUAGUUCAGCUUGAUACUGAGUUUUGUUUGAGAUGGUUGUAAUUUGUGUUCUUGGUUCAUACUGGACUCUGUUCAACUUCAUCUUCAACCUCUAAUACCAUCAAACCGAUAUUUCGACCUCCAUCUUCCUUCAUAUAUUGUGUUUUUCUUUGCAAACCUCUAUCUUCGUCAAAAACAUCAACAUCGACAAAGCUAUAAACAUCGGUUCCCCGGCAUAUUCAUCUCGAUACUCGAUGGGUAUCCGCUUCUUUGUCGAUAUAUGUGUUUUGUUGGAAGUUGUUGGAUUUGUUUAUUCUUGUACAAUGUG